Molecule: messenger RNA, 921 nt
Organism: Vigna umbellata (rice bean)
Lineage: Eukaryota; Viridiplantae; Streptophyta; Magnoliopsida; Fabales; Fabaceae
Source: RefSeq, a predicted model, not a curated record
ACGCGGAAGGGUAAUUGCGAACAUCAUUAGGCUUUCUUGUUCCUGGGUUCGGUCGCUGUCUCUGUCUGUGUUGUGUUGGUGUUCGUGGAAGAAGAGAAGGAAGAAUAUGAGAUGAUAUGAUAACAGCAGAUAGGUCUGGCCUGGUUAAGAAGAAUAGUAGCGUUGCCACUUCGGCAGAGAAGAAGGAAAACCAGAAAGAGAAAGAGAAAGAAAAUCAUCCACAUAACACCAAAACCCAACAAACUCAUCAUGGAUAUCUGGCGCAACAUGAUUUUUCCAGUCAGGCGUGUCUGGCUUGCUCUCUCUGCUCGUCUCAAGACUCGCAAAAACGGAGAAGGACUGCUGAAGCUUCAGGAUGAUGUACAGACUUGUGGAUAUGAAGAUGUACAAGUGAUGUGGGAAAUGCUACAAAGAACCGAAAGCGAUGUUACAGAAAACCACCAUAAGCGUAAGCAAUUGCCGUUCUGGAGGAUCUUUGUAUGGUCCAACCACACUGAAGCUUCAUCAGAAUCUGCAAAUCACACUUAAAAACCAGACACGGGUUUUACGUUUACAAAUAAAACCUCCACUGAUGUAUUGCAGUCUGCAACUGGCAAGCCACCGUUCUUUUAUCUCCCCUUUGCCAGCAUGGCGGAGGCAUGUUUCUUGGCCGCUGAAACCAAGUACACGUCCCUGUGACAACAAAAUCGUUUGAGGUUUCUCUUUUACAACUGAAACUGUACUCCGUAUGACAGUAGUAUGUAAAUAUGCCAAUAGUUUGUCAGAAGUCAUACCCGGGUUUCUCUAACGGCAAAGCAAGCAAUUUUCACUUGUCAAUGACUAUAAGAUUAACUGUGUUCAUUGUUAGUAACAAGCAGCAGAGUGUUUAACUUUAAUGCGAUCAUAUAAGAUAAUAAUCUCAACUUUUGUCUGUAUGCCUAC